This is a messenger RNA of Drosophila teissieri, 1462 nucleotides long. Its product is annotated as trimeric intracellular cation channel type B. The record is from RefSeq and is a predicted model, not a curated record. Gene Ontology annotation, cellular component: membrane. Gene Ontology annotation, molecular function: identical protein binding; potassium channel activity. Bases 270 to 1121 code for a protein of 283 amino acids. Gene Ontology annotation, biological process: potassium ion transmembrane transport. NCBI's taxonomy places the organism in Eukaryota, Metazoa, Arthropoda, Insecta, Diptera, Drosophilidae. The transcript has 3 exons.
AUCAUCAGCCCCAAGCAGUUUUGCACUAUUGAAAUUUUGCUAACCAUGACAACUACUAUUAUUAUUUGCAUUCAAAUAUCCACACAAGUACAGACACCUAAGUUUCGCUUGUCAAUAUUUUCGUUUACGCAAAUUCUCUUCACAAUAAUAAGUAUUUUAAAUGUAGUUGAAAUACUAUAGUCAUCAAAUUAUCUGGAUUCGAGAAGCCAAAAUUUGGUAUCAACAUCAGGAAUCUCCGAGAAGGAGUGGGGCAGCUAGCUAAUCGAGGGAUGAAUGCUCGGCUGAUCCUGAAGCAGCUCCCCAACCACUUGAUCUUUCGCAUCCUGCACUAUUCCCUGAUCUCCCAGCAGCUGCGGGAAGAACUGGUGGUUUCUGCAGGAUCCUUCAGAUUAAAACGGGGUGGAAACAAGCUGCUGGAGUGGCAGCCCUUCGUCCUGUGGCUUGUCAACCUGCUGCUGAACUACGCUGGCGAUAUCCUGGGCAACCUGCUCUUGGGUAGUCUCCCAUUGGAACCACUGUGUAAUACCGCAGAUAUUCUGCUAAGUUCGUUGAUCUGUAGGUACUGCAUCUUUUACUGUCCCUUUGACCUGGGCCACGCCGUGACCAGCACCUUGACCUUCCGCAUCCUGGCCACCGCCAUGUCCACUAUUAGCCAGGUUCAGCUGAUCGAUCGAGGAGUCCAUUUGGCGGGACAGGUUUACGGAAAUGCUCCAAUUCCGAUGCUAGUGGUGGGCACAGUAAUGGGCAGUGGGGCCGAGGUACUGAAACCGGUGGCGAGUCUUUUAAUCAAUAGAUGCCAACACAACCAGAUGGCCAUCCUGAAGUUGAGCAACAAUUCAAAACUUGCACUUUUCCUCUCGCUCCUCUUCAUGUUGGAAAUCUAUAAAAAUCCCGUAAUUAUGGGCUUCACCAGACAUCAGCUGAUGGUCCACAUAAUCGUGAUGACCACCGCCUUUAAGUUCCUGUCGCUGUGCUAUCGAACGGAUCAUUUCAUUUGGCUAUUGGAGCACCAGAUACGAUACACUCUCUUCGGUGGCUUCUCGAGGGAUUUAAGCAAGUUCUUCGAACGCCUGCCGGAGCCUAAAGUCCGGCGAACGUGGGCGUUUGCGGAAUUCGAUUGAAACCCUCGUGUGCAUUGCGUAAUCGUAUCAAACCACUUGCUCUCCACAUCCCCUCCAGAUUGGGUGGUGUGGGUGUGGGGGUUGCAGGUCUAAGCGGCUUAAGUUACCGCCGUCCACCCGUCCAGCCAAGCGAUUGGAUCACUGCAGCAGAUGUCUCGCUUGAUCGGGUUACGUAUGCUAAUCAGCUUAGAAGCGGCCACUGCUGGACAGAGGAGCGAUGGAGCAGCGGGGGAAGUGCUCGGUUACAGCCACAGGUUAGUGGAUGCUCCAGUGUGCUCAACCAGCUGUACCGUGGCAUACAUUUGCCUGAGUAUAAAUUCAUGCAUUUCAAUACAAACUAG